GGAGAGAAAUCUUAUAGCUGUGGUCAAUGUGGGAAGAGGUUUGAUACAUCUAGCCAUCUUAUUGUACACCAAAGAACACACACAGGAGAGAAACCGUAUAGCUGUACUCAAUGUGGGAAGAGUUUUAGUCAUUCAAACACCUUGAAAUCACACCAGAGAACACACACAGGAGAGAAACCUUAUAACUGUGCUCAAUGUGGGAAGAGUUUUACUACUUUGAGCAUUCUGACUCUUCACCAUAGAACACACACAGGAGAGAAACCUUAUAGCUGUGCUCAAUGUGGGAAGAGCUUUACUAAGUCUAGCUGCAUUACAAUUCAUCAGAGAAUCCACACAGGAGAGAAAUCUUAUAGCUGUGAUCAAUGUGGGAAGUGUUUUACUCAUUCAACCAGCCUGAUAUCACACCAGAGAACACACACAGGAGAGAAACCUUAUAGCUGUGGUCAAUGUGGGAAGAGUUUUGGUCAAUUUGGCCAUCUGACAGUGCACCAGAGAAUACACACAGGAGAGAAACCUUAUAGCUGUGAUCAAUGUGGGAGGAGUUUUACUAGAUCUGGCUCUCUGACUUUUCACCAGAGAACACACACAGGAGAGAAACCUUAUAACUGUGAUCAAUGUGGGAAGAGUUUUACUAGAUCUGGCUCUCUGACUUUUCACCAGAGAACACACACAGGAGAGAAACCUUAUAGCUGUGAUCAAUGUAGGAAGAGUUUUACUACAUCUGGCUCUCUGACUUUACACCAGAGAACACACACAGGAGAGAAACCUUAUAGCUGUGAUCAAUGUGGGAAGAGUUUUACUACAUCUGGCCCGCUGACUUUACACCAGAGAACACACACCGGAGAUAAACCUUAUAGCUGUAGUCAAUGUGGGAAGAGUUUUGUUACAUCUAGCAGUCUGACUAUUCACCAGAGAACACACACAGGAGAUAAACCUUAUAGCUGUUAUCAAUGUGGGAAGAGUUUUACUCAGUCAAACAGCCUGGUACGACACCAGAGAACACACACAGGAGAGAAAUCUCUUAGCUGUGACCAGAGAUAAUCUGAUUAAAGAUCUCUGGUCAAAUUUUAGAAAAUACAUGAAGGAGUUGUUUCAUGAUAUCAAUGAAUUAAUGUCACAAUGUAGAAUGUUUUAACAUCGUAGUAGGAGUAUUUUAAUGAUGUCACAAUGUAGAACCCUAAACGUUUGCCCCCUGUUCUAUUGAUUUCAACAUGAUAUGGAUAUUAGCCUCAGGGGGAAAAUCCAGGCUCUGAAAUGAAAGAGUACUGCUUAUGUGAUUUAACAAAAAGUGACUAACACAAAAAGAGCUGUGUUACACUUACCAUGUUGGUGACCCACUUUAAUCAAAAUGCAACACUUCAAAAUGUAGCUAGCUGUUUUCUACAAGUUGUCCUCUAACCAGUGAUGUACACAUUAUUCCCUCCUCUCACAAAUGAUUUUAGCAUGAUAUUGAUGAGUGAUGACAAGUAAGUGUUGCGUUCCUUUGUUUAGCGACCCCUACAUUUAAAUGCAUCUCUCCAAAAUGUAGCUGACUGUCUUCUGCAGGUUGACCUCUAAUCAGUGAGUUAACAGAUAUCUCCCAUUUCCAUGUGUUUUUUUAGUUGUGUUAGUUUCAACAGCACGUACAACCUGAUUUCCCCCCUAAUCGAUAUCAGUGAUUUAUUGCUACUUGUCAAAACUAGAGCAUUUCUGGUGCUUGUGCAGUUUAUAAGGUGCUUGUUUAAAAAAAUACAAGUAAUAUGAUUAUUGUGGCAGAUGUUUGUGUAUAUAGCACAUUUUAUGUUUAUGUUUUCAAUUUAUCCCAAACUGUUUCUGCAUAUUGGUUAUUGAUUUGGGAACGUUAAAACUGUGUUUUGACAUUGGGGAUAUCCCACCUAGCAAAAUGUAAUUGAAAAGCUGUUGAAAAUAAGAUUAUGCAACCAAGUAUUUCAUAUUUACAUUUCAUGUAACAUUUAGUAAUGAUAAUUAUUUAUGUAACCAACUGACAUCUUUUGGGUACAAUAAUAUUGACGUUGUUGCCCUGCUUUUAUAAUAUCAGGGUUCAUUCUCCGAUGUGUCAACCCAAAUGUACUAGAGCAUGACAUUGGGGACUGGGCCCUGAUCCAACAACAUGCCUAUCUAUGGUCUCUACACAAAGAGUACUGUUUUUACAGUAGAUACUGUCUGCUGAGAAUUAUAAGUAUCUUUCAUACAAAUCUUAACCUUGUGACCUGUUCUAUACAUCUGUUGUUCAUCAUGUAGGUUGAAAGGGCUAUAAAAGACCUUUGUACUUUUGUCCCGUGGGUCCACCAGCCAUCAUUAUCGUAGGGCACUCAAUUGAUUCACUUUAUAUGUGUACGUUGUAUUGACCUGCUCCCUUAUAAGUGAAUAAAUAUUUAGUUUAAGAAUAACUGACUUGUAUGAUAAGUUUGUAUCUCCUCAUUUGAUAUUAAAGAAAUUAACAACCAGA
Salmo salar (Atlantic salmon) is the source of this 2449-nucleotide messenger RNA. NCBI's taxonomy places the organism in Eukaryota, Metazoa, Chordata, Actinopteri, Salmoniformes, Salmonidae. The record is from RefSeq and is a predicted model, not a curated record.